Messenger RNA from Gossypium arboreum, 657 nucleotides. RefSeq lists its product as uncharacterized. The transcript is spliced from 3 exons. Bases 1 to 657 code for a protein of 218 amino acids. Lineage: Eukaryota; Viridiplantae; Streptophyta; Magnoliopsida; Malvales; Malvaceae. The record is from RefSeq and is a predicted model, not a curated record.
AUGGGCCGAGGAAAGAGAGCACCGGGUAGAGGUACUGGAUCGACUGAGGUGAGGCAGCCUACUUUAGUCUACGCUACUAGUAGUCGUGAGGACAAAGAUGCUUCGGACGUCAUUAUGGACAUAGGCUCUAUACACUCAUACAUAGCUAGUACUGUGUCUGAAACCUUAAGCAUUCCGGUUGAGAGUACUUCUAGCGAGGUAACUGUUGCGAGUUCGUUAGGAGAAUCCAUCCAAGUAAGUAAACUGUUUAGAAACGUUCCAUUAGAGAUCCAAGGGAUAGUAUUUCAGGCUGAUCUAAUGGAGCUUUCGUUUGGGGAGUUCGAUUUGAUAUUGGGGAUGGAUUGGUUGGUAAAGCACCGAGUAAGUCUGGAUUGUGGGACAAAAAGGGUUGUGUUGAGGACUGAUGAGGACAACGAGUUGGUUCGAAAAGGAUGUGAGGCAUUCUUGGCCUACGUCAGUAUUUCUGAUUCGAGAGACUCUUUUGUUAAGGAUAUCAAAACUGUAAGAGAUUUUUCAAAUGUCUUUCCUGAGGAGUUAUCGGGGUUGCCUCCGAGCCGUGAGGUAGAGCUUGGGAUUGAGUUGAUUCCUGGUAUAGCUCCAGUGUUUAUCGCCCCUUAUCGAAUGGCACUGAAAGAGCUGGUGGAACUUAAGACUUAG